Neocloeon triangulifer is the source of this 1580-nucleotide messenger RNA. RefSeq names its product cytochrome c1-like. Lineage: Eukaryota; Metazoa; Arthropoda; Insecta; Ephemeroptera; Baetidae. The coding region runs from base 116 to 748 and encodes 210 amino acids. The transcript has 6 exons. The record is from RefSeq and is a predicted model, not a curated record.
UCCAAAAGAGUGCGCCAACAGGCAGACAGACCAGGUCACGUGACCGACGCUCCACUGAUUUAGCACCAUUUGAGGAGUCGCCCUGCCGAUUGAGUGCCGAAAUUCGCAACCAAUUAUGUCCGCAGCCGAGAACUCUGUGGCCGACGUGGCCCCUGAACAGAACUCCCCUGCGAAGGAGUCACCUCAGGGACGCAAACGGGCAGCCAAGGAAAUCGAGACUCCUUCCGCUGAAAGACGCGUGACAAGGUCGUCGGCUCGUGGUGGAUCAACACCCGCUCCUCCACCACCAAAGAAGGCUGCAACCCCUGCUUCUAGCAAGGGUGGAAGUCGGCGUGGAAGGCCGCCCAAAAAUGCAUCGCCAGCCGUUGACAAGUCGCCUGCCGAGAACGGCCGUGACGAGAGCGAGGACGACACCAAGAAGGAGGAUGAAAACGGCAAGGAGCACGAUGAGGUCGUCGACAGCAAACCCAAGCCUGAGGAGAAGAAGGAGAAAGAGCCCUCAGCUGAAGCUGCGACACCCAUAAAGGAGGCUGACCCGCAGCCAGAAAAGACGGCAGAAGAAAAGCCAGCCGAGGAGAAACCCAAGACGGAAGAGCCCGAGGCCAAGGAGCCUGAACCAGUCAAAGCAGCUGAAGCUCCUGCUGCCGAAGCUGCUCCUGCUGCUGAGCCAGUGGUUGAGGAGAAAAAGGUUGAGCCUGAAGAGACCCAAGUACAGACUGCCACAAAUGAAACAGCCAAGGCUGAUUAAAGCCUGAAGGCCAACCACAUUCUCAGCAACCGUGCCCGAUUUGUGCCAAACAAACAUUCUUGGCGUUUUCUAUCAACCAACCUCAUUCGACACGCAAGAAAAAUCAUUUGUCUGUGCGCGGCAGUCUGAAUUUGCGGUUAUCAUUCCAAAGCUCGUUUUUGGUUUUAUCCUGGAUUUUUACACUUAAAAUUAGCAUAUGGAGUGUUCCUCGACACCAAGAAAGAAAUGCAAACAACUAACCACCUGCCGAGGAGGCCCGCGACUUCACCUUGUACAAAAUUUUAAAAAUCGUCAAAGCGGCAUCCUGAAAAAUUUUUUACCAUUGUAGUUGUGUGUAUGUAUGUUCAAAUUUCAAAUUCAUGGUGAAUGACAUUUUACAUCUUACAUAAGAUGAAUUGUGGCGUUUGUAGGGCCAAUUCCUUUUUAAUUGAAAUUGCAGAGUAUUCGCUCAUUAUUUUGAAUAAUGCGCAAAUCCCUCGAAGUGUUUUUUGGCAUUCUCUUUAGAGAAAAUUUUUUAAUAGUGGCCCAAAUUGUGUAAUUUAUUGUCACAUAGCAAAGUGUAAAGUGAAAGAAUAUAUUGCACGUAAAGAAUAACCACUGAAUAUUAUCUAACUUAAUUAUUUAAGGCAAAAAGGAAGUGCGUGAAUGGAUGACAUUACGAUAAUUGCUGCUCGCAGGGAAUCAUAAAACAUCAAAAUCAUCAAAAUGUUUCCUUGGAUUUGCUUGAGGGAUGAGUGUGUAAUUUGUUUGUCCUCCUACCCUCUCAAGAUUAAUUCAUUGUAAUUCCUGGUUCUCCUAAAAUAAAUUCAGCCUUUGGUUCAACAAGAUCAAA